UUGACGAGUAGUUGGAGGGCAGGUUGCUGAAGCUCAGCCUUGGAAGAAUGAUGUCGGGACGUUCCACACCCGACCGGCCUUUCAACCGACUCCUGCUGCAACAAUAUUUGUUUCUGCUCAAGAAGUACCCAGUAUUGACUAAGUCAGUUACCAGUGGCAUUCUCUCAGGGCUUGGAAAUGUUUUGUCUCAAGUUAUGGAGCAGCGAAGUAAGGGUCUAAGUAUAACGAAGAAUCUAAGCUUUGGAGGCCCUAUCAGAUUUGGAGUAUUUGGAUUGGUUUUCACGGGUCCUCUAAGUCAUUACUUCUAUCUCUAUCUCGAUAAACUGAUUCCAUCCAAUGUUCCCUACUCCCAAGUAAAAAGACUUCUGCUGGACCGACUGAUGUUUGCCCCAGCAUUCCUUGCUCUUUUUUUUGUGGUGAUUUCUCUACUCGAGGGAAAGAACUUGAAGGCACUAAAGGACAAGAUGCAGACUGGAUACUGGAUAGCACUGAAAAUGAAUUGGAAAGUUUGGACCAUUUUUCAGUACAUUAACAUUAAUUAUGUGCCUGUUCAGUUCCGGGUGCUGUUUGCAAAUUUGGUAGCUCUGUUUUGGUAUGCAUACCUAGCUUCAAUCAGAAGAUGAUGCCUCAUCAUUAAUAUUAACCACUAUCAGCUUGGAAUAAUUCCUUUCACUCUGAGAAUAACCUUGAAAGAAGACUGCAAUGAAUGGAUUUGGUCAAAUCCUGAUAUAAUUUUUCAUGCUUUCCUAAAACAUUAAAUGGAUGGAUAACUGUUUUACUUGGAGAAAAGCGCUUUGAUAUAAGCUAGCUGUGAUAUUUGCAGAAAACGUAUUAUUAACUGUAUUUUUUAACUGAAUGUCAACUAAUCUGCAAAUUAUUUUCUAUGUUAGAUUUUUAAGUACAUUCGGUCUUAUAAUUAUAUUACAGGGUAGUAUUCAAUCAAGGGUUUAAAUUGUGAUUGCAAAUUGUAAGAACAAAGCAAGAAUGCCAAGUAGUUUGGUAUUCCAUUCUGCCUGCAAUAACUAUCUAAUUUAUAGUGCAUUUGGGAAUCUUAUUUAAUGUACUUGAGGGUAUUGAUUACUGUUUCUCGAUAUAUUGAUAAUUUAAUUAAAGCAUUAUUUCAAAAUUUGUCAGAUUCUGAGCAAACUAAAAACAAAUUGAUUGAUAAUGUAACAAUAGUGUAUUUGACUGUAUAGUCUGUUAAGAAAAAGUAACUUACCAUGAAUAUAUUAAUACUGCAUGAAGUACAUGAAGUACCCAAGAUCACAAUGGAUGUAUUAAAUUUGUCUUUGAACAAUAACAUACAGAAAAAUAGGAGCAGGUUUAGGCUGAACAGUCCCCUGAGCCUGCUUCACCAUUGAAUAAGAUCAUGGCUGAUUAGAUCUUGGUCUCAAAGCUAAUUUAAGUUCAUUUAACUCUUGAUUCCUCAAUAGUCCAAAAAUCAAUCUCAGCUUUUAGUAUUAAUGACUCAACAUUCGGUACUCAACUCACUCAACAGUAGAGUAGAGAAUUUUAAAGAUUCCCUCCUUUUUCGGCCUUAAGGGGCUGACUCUUUAUUCUGGUACCAUGCCCCUUGUAGAUUAUCCCAUCAGGGAAACUUCUUUACCGGAUCAAUCGUUUCAACCCCCUCAGAAUGCUAUAUGUCUCAACUAGAUCAACUCUCAUUCUUCUAAACUCCAGAGUUUUGGCCCAUUCUGCUCAGGCUUUCUUCAGAGGACAGCUAUCUUAUAGACAUGGAAUGCAGAACAGUACAACACAGGAACAGGCCCUUUGGCCUACCAUAUGUAUGGCUCCUUCAUUUCAAUCUCAAUAUAGAUUAUGAUCCCUUAAUCACCUACUAGUUUUCUUUAAACAAACCAAUCAAUGGGAAUGAAUAUUCUGCAGCCAGCUAUUUAUUUUUAGUUGCUCUGUGGCACUGGGUAACACAAAAUACGAUCGAAGAUAAUCACUGGAGAAAAAUAAAGAAUGUUUGAUUAAGGCUUAAUGGCUUAGUGAGAUUGAAUGGUUUAAAUCUCAGGAUAGAUAACAAUUUUUACAGUUUUUUUAUAUCAUGUUCCAGGUUGUUUUUAACUGGUGGAUUAGUUAGAGAUUAAUUUUCCUAUGUUCUUUGUCUUGUUUUCGACUCCUUGAGCUGAAAUUUGGAUCCACUGAUACCUGUUCAUGGCCUAGGGAGGCAUGUGACA
Molecule: messenger RNA, 2183 nt
Organism: Pristis pectinata (smalltooth sawfish)
Lineage: Eukaryota; Metazoa; Chordata; Chondrichthyes; Rhinopristiformes; Pristidae
Gene: pxmp2
Product: peroxisomal membrane protein 2
Exons: 5
Coding region: 48-623 (191 amino acids)
Cellular component (GO): cytoplasm; membrane
Source: RefSeq, a predicted model, not a curated record